This is a messenger RNA of Plutella xylostella (diamondback moth), 2468 nucleotides long. Its product is annotated as protein scarlet. Gene Ontology annotation, cellular component: cytoplasmic vesicle membrane; plasma membrane. Gene Ontology annotation, molecular function: ATP hydrolysis activity; ATP binding; ABC-type transporter activity. The record is from RefSeq and is a predicted model, not a curated record. Gene Ontology annotation, biological process: transmembrane transport. NCBI's taxonomy places the organism in Eukaryota, Metazoa, Arthropoda, Insecta, Lepidoptera, Plutellidae.
UUACUUCAUUCAGCAGUGGCCGCGUAGCGCUCUUCCCGCGCAGCCGUGUGCUCCUCCCAAACUAUUUUGAACCCAACUGUACCUCUCGUUCCUAAUCCAACUAAAGCUCUGACUGUACAAAGUGAUUUUUCAAUUGAGUGUCCAGUGGGAAUAGUGCCAUAAGCUCGGAAUUUGGAGGAAAUCGGAAUAUUUUUUUUACCGGUGUUUUUGGUGCAAAUGACGUGAAAGCUCCAGUCCCACAAUGACGGACCUAGGCCUCAAGAUACCCACUCGCAACUUGCUGACAGGGGCCGUGGUGAACUGGGUGGACGAUGACCAGCUCGAGACCGCCACCGACGGGCCCGAGAACCUCACGCUGGCGUGGAAGGACCUCUGCGUCUACAGGAAGAAGAAACACCAGACUAGUAUAUGGAGCUCGCCUACGUAUGAAGAAGUGAAGGUGUUACAUGGAGUGAAUGGGUCCGUGUCAUCCGGCAGCCUCGUCGCGCUAAUGGGUUCAAGUGGAGCCGGCAAGACGACCCUCCUGGCCGCCAUCAGCCGGCGCGACAAGAGCGCCAUGACCGGCUACCUGAUGCUGAACGGACGGCUGGCGGGGGCCGACCUGAUCGCCAGGAUCUCGGGCUUCGUGCCGCAGGAGGACCUGGCCGUGGAGGACUUAACGGUUAAUGAGCAUAUGGAGUUUAUGGCUCGCCUCAUGAUGGACCGGCGCUGCAACAGCGCGGUGCGCACACGCCGAGUGGCCCAGCUAUUGAAUGAGCUGGGCGUCUCCAACUGCACGAGGACCAAGCUCAAGAGCCUGUCGGGGGGCGAGAGGAAGAGGGUCGCGCUGGCUGUUCAGCUGCUGAACGACCCUCCGAUCCUGUUCUGCGACGAGCCGACCACCGGGCUGGACUCCUGGGCGGCCAGCGCCGUGGUGUCGCGGCUGCGGGGGCUGGCCGCUGGCGGGAAGCUGGUCAUCUGCUCCGUGCACCAGCCCGCCUCGGGCGUCUUCGAGCAGUUCCACGAGGUCGUGUUGCUGGCCGCUGGAAGGACCGCCUUCCAUGGAACUAUUGAGCAGGCCGAUGUGUUCUUCGCCUCCCUGAACUACAAGUGCCCUGUAGGCUACAACUUAGCCGAGUACUUCGUGUCGCUACUAGGAGUGCAGAUCGACCAGGAGUUCGAGAGCCGGGAGCGCAUCCGCCGCAUCUGUGACGAGUACCAGCGGUCCGACGUGGCCGCCGAGAUCGAGGCGCGCGUCGGCAACAUCACUGAUGAGAUUGAAUAUUUUAACGGCAAUGGCGAUAGUAAGAAUGAAUAUUUCGAACGCUAUUUAACUCUAGUCAAAGUAAACUUCUUCGUACAAUUCUGGUGGUUGAUGUGGAGGAACAUACAGUCAGUGAAGCACAACAGUACGAUAUGGAUAGCUGAAUUCUUCUUAUUAAUGUUCGUAGGCUUAAUAAUCUCGAUCCCGUACAUCGGGCACUUCGAGCAGCUGGACCAGCGCGACAUCCAGAACGUGGAGGGGCUCCUGUACCUCACCAUCACUGAAGACAUCUUCCUCUUCAUCUAUGCCGUCUUCAUCACGUUCCCGAGCGAGAUGCCCGUUCUGCUCAGAGAGACUGCUAGCGGGCUAUACUCGCCUGGUCCUUAUUACCUCUCGAAGAUGAUAUUUUGGAUCCCGCGCGCGGUCAUCGAGCCGACUCUGUUCGCGUCGCUGAUCUUCGGCGUGGCGGGCCUGCACGGCGGGUUCGCCGGCUGGUUCGGCUUCUGCUUCGUCUGCAUCCUCUGCGCCAACUGGGCUAAUGCUUACGGUUCCUUCCUGUCAGCGGUGUUCGACAAGAUGGAGACGGCGGCGCUGGUCUCUGUCCCCUUCGACCUCAUCGGCACCAUGUUCUCGGGCAUCUACCUGAACCUGGCCAGCAUCCCGCCGGCCUUCUCCUGGCUGCGCUUCGUCUCCGGCUUCUACUACGGCGUCGAGUCCAUCUCCAUCCUCCAAUGGGACUCCAUUGAAAAAAUCGACUGCGUUGACAUCCCUGGCAUGCCCUGUAUCCGAACUGGCCCUGAGGUGUUGAAGAGAUUCGGAUACGAUGAAGAUAACUUCUACAGGAACUGCGGGUGUCUUGUUGUAAUGUACUUUGUGGCGCAUCUGAUUGCGUACUUGAUGGUCAUCAAGAGGAGUAGGGGCACGCCCGUCUAUUGAUGUUGUUGUGACACGAGAGGCGUUCGUGAGAAUUAAAUGAAAGCCAUAUUGUUAGUUAUUUAUCGCGGUCAUCUUCAUUAAAAGCCUUGCAGGUUUCGACAAAUUCACACAUAUUCUUAAAUAUAAAUAGGAACAAUUUAAUUAAUUUUAAGUAACUAUACUUUACUCUUUUUUAAUGUUAAUAUAAAUUGUUUUAUAUUAAAUAACUCUGCCGUUAAGUAUACAGUUCAAAUGUUUAGCUUUUGUACAACAAUAUUUUUUGUAUGAAACAUUAAAUGAAUCUCAGUAA